GGCAGUCGGGCAACUGCACUGACUUUAAUCUAGAUCUUUUUAUUUGAGGAGUCAAAAGACCGUUUGCAGGAACAGGACGAUUCUUUUUAAGACAUUUCAAUUGUCUGCGGUGACGAAAUGAGAGUGAGUGAAGUCCAUGCCGCAGAGUCUGUUGCCUACCUGAACAGAGCCCUGGUCAGGUUGCAGGAUAUUUGGGAAGAGAUAGGGAUUCCUGAAGAGCAGCGCCUACAAAGAACCAAUGAUGUUCACAAGCACAUUAAAGGUUUGCUGGACCUCAUGAUUGCAGAAGAAGAGGAGCUCAAGAAGCGAGUACUGAAAAGUAUAGAGUCUUGUCGCAAGGAACUCAGUAUUUUGUAUAGUGAGCUUCAGAUGCCCCCUUUUGAGGAGGAGGAUGGCUGCAGCAUGUUGCAGAUGGAGAAGAACUGCCGCACACAUCUGGAGGUGAUGAAGGAGCACAAAAAGCAAAGAAUGGAAGAGCUUAAAGGUCUCGUUGUCAAAGACCGAGAGCUGUGUGAUGUUAUGUGCACUACCCCCUUUUGCAUCAACCAGGACUCUGUUCCAUCAUUGACACAGCUAGAGAGCUAUCGGGCCUACCUUGAUGAUCUCACCAAAGAGAAGGAGCAUCGCCGCAAGGAAUUUGUGAGCAUCAAAAAGGAGAUCAUUGUAUGCAUGGAUGAUCUGGAGAAGCAGCCAGAGACCAGUUUUGAGACGGAUGUGAUUUGUGAGGAUGAAGAGGCAUUUUGCCUGUCGAAUGACAACAUUGCUGCUCUCAAACUCCUCCUCGGUCAAUUGAAAAACUGCAAGGCUGAGAAUGAGCUCCUUUGUUCAGAUUACCGCACUAAGAUCCAGGAGCUCUGGGAACGGCUUCAGAUUCCUCAAGAGGACAGGGAAAUUUUCUCAGAGCAUAUGAUCAACACAAAGAAAAGAAACAUUGAAGCGCUCCAGGCCGAGGUCCAGCGUCUAGAGGUGCUGAAAAUGCAGAGCAUGCAAAGUGUCAUUGAGGCCAUCCGAGCAGAGAUUGCCCUCCUAUGGAAGAAAUGUUUCUACAGCCCCGAACAGCAACAAGCUUUUGCGCCAUAUCAUGAUGAUGAUUUCACAGAAGAGCUCCUCAAUCUACAUGAGGCUGAGAUCACGACCUUGAAGAAGUAUUAUGAGGAUCACAAAGAUCUCUUUGAGGGAGUCAUUAAAUGGCAGGACAACUGGACGUUGUACUUGGAGCUUGACAAAAAGGCUAAUGACCCUUCAAGAUUCAACAACAGGGGUGGGAACCUUCUGAAAGAAGAGAAGCAGAGAACUGACCUGCAGAAAAGUUUGCCUAAGUUGGAAAAGAGUCUGAAAGCCCAAAUCGACGCUUGGGAGCAGGAGCAUGGCAAAGAUUUUCUGGUGAAUGAACAGAAAUUCCUCGAUUAUGUGCAGCAGCAGUGGGAUCAACACCACAAUGAAAAGGAGAAGGAGAAGCUUGAAAGGCAAAUGAAGAAAACUAAGCAGAUACAAGAGGAAAUGCUGUAUGGAACGAUGGUGAGAACCCCAUCUAAAAGGCGGAUAGGAGGGACUCCCACACCUGGAAAAAUGAAAAAGCUCAACGGCACCUCGACUUUCUCCACUCCAACCAGCUUUCUGAGUUCAGGCCUCAGUGGGACCAUGUGCCUGUCGUCCACCCAGAAACCACCGUUGUCUGCUAGCAAGGGUCUUGGCCUGCGAACCCCUGGACAUGGAAAGGCACCCCGUGCACUAGAGCGAAACAAGGAAAAUAUCUCCCACCUUAAUAGAAACACUCCAAGUGGCACACCACUAAGGUCUCAGGAUACUCAAGAUCACACCUUCACCUUUAACUCUAUUGCUGGCUCCUAUUCGGAAUUUGCGGUAAAUGGGGUUUUUACAUCUGUUUAGUCAACUCAGUAGUAAAGAUUAUUGUAAGACUAAACAUUUGGCUCACAGUUUAAGUUUACGACCAAAUGUACAACUUGUUUAAUUUCUUGCUUUGUGGGUGUACAUGUAUUUUAUAAUGCAGAUGUAAUUCCCACAUUAUGCAGUUGUGAUACAAAAAUCAUGUAUAACAUGAUGACAAGACUUUAAAAAACAAAGCUUUCGGCCAUCUUUUAAUGUUUGAAUACAUGUAUUCCAAAUUUCGUCAUUCAGUCAGCAGUAAUUAAUAUAUAGAAAAUGUUGACUAUUUGUAUUGAGAUUUACACAAAACACCACCUUUUACAUAUAAGUAUACGUAUAGUGUUUGACACAUCCACUGGGAGAGCGGGCAGGGGGAUUGCGUCAGAAGGGGCAGCCAACAUUCAAUCAAAGUUACUGAUUCAUCCACUGAGGCAACCCCCUGUUAAUAAAGGGACAGCCAAAAGAAUCUGUCUACAAUGAAUGUAUAAAUUAAAAUAGUCAAAGUACACAUGGUCUUAUGAAAAAAAUCUUGAAAUGGCUACGGCCCUGUGCUAUAAAUAAUAAAUCAAAAAAAAUUCCUGUCAUGCCGAAGUCUCAAUGACUUAUUUGUCUGAGCCGCAGCUAAAACUUUCCACCACAUGACUCAAAUCUGGUCAUCAUGAGGUUAAAGGUUUCCAAAGUGAAUACAUCUACUUAAUUUGUCAUGUGAGAAAACCAUGU
Pelmatolapia mariae (spotted tilapia) is the source of this 2607-nucleotide messenger RNA. RefSeq names its product protein regulator of cytokinesis 1-like. Gene Ontology annotation, molecular function: microtubule binding. The transcript has 13 exons. Lineage: Eukaryota; Metazoa; Chordata; Actinopteri; Cichliformes; Cichlidae. Gene Ontology annotation, biological process: microtubule cytoskeleton organization; mitotic spindle midzone assembly. The coding region runs from base 118 to 1890 and encodes 590 amino acids. The record is from RefSeq and is a predicted model, not a curated record. Gene Ontology annotation, cellular component: mitotic spindle midzone; cytoplasm; spindle.